AUCUUCCUGCAAUGAGGUCUCGGAAGCUGCGAGAGAGCCGCAGAGAAAGCAGAGCUUCCGGGCGUCCCAGUCUCUAGUCUCGCUUCAGGCUGGGGUGAGAGACGAAGUGCUGCGCUCCAGGAGUGCUUCUUCCCAGUUCCGGGCUACAGGAUGGGGCCACGUGCAGUGCGGAGGCCCCUCCGCCCGUCCGAGCUGGCUACGGCGAGAGCGCCCGACAGAGCCGAGAAGGCUGGCGGCGUUUCCAAGCCGAGCCCACCGACAAGACACCAGGAAGGAGCAACAGACGAACCGGGACCAGGAGCCCCGCCUUCCUUGCGGCGCACUUCCGGCCGCGAGGGCUUUCGGGAGCGCGCGUCGCGAGCCUCCACCAACCAGCGGCGGUGCCGGGCCCGCGCGAGUGCGCGCGCAUCGGUGCGCAGGUUCGAAUCUCCCCGGCGGCUGCCCAACGUGUCGGCCGUACUUGGCGGUGUUGCCCGCAGAUCCGCAGCGGCCGCCCGCCCUCCCCACUGCGCCCGCGCGCCGCCCGGCGUGGCCCAUGGCCAAGAGGCGUGCAGCCGAGCCCCUCACAUACCGCGUGCCUUGGAAGCGGCUGCUGCUCCGCGACUUACCCGAGGAGCCGCCGCUCUGGGUCCCGCCUUCGGGGGCGGCACGGCCGGGAAAGCGCAGGGUUGACGCGGGGACCAUGGCUGAACCUGCGGCUGCACCCCGCAAGCGGCGUGGCGGCGGGGACGUCUCCCCAGGCGGCCUGGAGCGGAGCCACGGUCCCGAACCGGGAGAGCCCGAGACCGGAGAGCCGCCGCCCCGCGCAGACCAGCAGCCUCUGGACGGCCGGGCUCCGGACGGCGGCGGCGGCGACGGCGGGGCGGGGAGCGCUGGGGGAGCCGGAGGGGCGCCGAGCCAGCACAAUGAAGAAUUCUGGCAGUAUAACACGUUCCAGUACUGGAGGAAUCCUUUGCCACCUAUUGAUCUGGCAGAUAUUGAAGAUGUAAGUGCAGACAGCCUGACAGAAACAGCACUUGAGGACAAGAAUGAAGGGUUUGAAACUGAAAUGGAGUCCUGACAGGGGGAGCUGCCAAACAGCCUCACUGGAUUCCAGGAGACCUGAGGUUUUUUUCCAUACCUCACACGACUGUCGUUCUCAGACCGGAAAGAUGAGGAAAGUUGUUUUAAAGCAAAAUACCUGAAAUUACUACUGAACCUCCCAAAGAGAUUUGUUCAGGAUAUUGUACAGCUGUAGGCAAAAUAUUUUGUAUAUGCAUUUUUAAUGAAAAGGUUUUGUUCAGGUUCUAACUUCACUAAUCUUAGAGGAAGGAAUUUUGACAGUUUUAGAAAUCAGCAUGAAAUGUUGGGGUCUUCCUCUGUCAGAUGCUCCUUUGCACUGCUUAUUUGUGGUACGUGAAAUUAAUACCAUUUUCUAUAACUGAUGUUACAUACUUUAUAGUACAUCUUAUUGACGCCUCUUAGUUGAACAAAUAGGUGACUUGAAUAUCUAUGCAAAAUUAAAAUGUGAGAUUCUGAAAGCUAAUGUUUUUAAAAAGCUUUGUAAAUUUAGUUCUUUUAACUUGGGUGGCAUAUUUAAGUAACUUCCAGUAUUUGAUGUUUUUUAAACUACCAUGGGCAACCAAAAAUGGGUACAGAACAGUGAGAAGUGGGUUCCUGACCCUCCUCCCCUUCUCUAAGAUAAAAGGAAAGAAAGCAUAUAAAUUUGUUGCUUUAUAAUUGUUUUAAGGACAUUUUUGCUGUUGCUGUUUUUUACUUUAGACCUGCAGUUCUCAACACUCAGCACUUUAGAAAUCUUUGCUUGAGCCGCACUCUAGAGAGGCUUGAUGUAAUUACUUGAAGGUGGGCUCUGCAUGUUGUAUGUAUUUGUUAAAGCACCAGUCCUUGUCCUCUCCGUCUACUGUGCAGACUAGGUUGAGAACCACUAGACUAACAGCUUUCCUGUUUAAAGGAGAGAACUAGUUUGAGGUGAAGCAGUGCCUGUUAAUUAGUUUUGUUCUUAGUUUACUGUUACUGGCUUUGUCACAACUGAUUUAUUGUUGCUAUUACUAUUUUAUUGUUUAAAAAAAUAAAGUGCAAAUUUUUUUGCAGUAUGUAUCAAUGACUAAUUUAAUUUUUGUAUUGCAUCUGGAAUGCUGGCUUUGUUGCUAAAUAAUUUGUCCCUGUUUGUAUAUUUUUUGGUAUUAAGU
Messenger RNA from Nannospalax galili (Upper Galilee mountains blind mole rat), 2189 nucleotides. It is a transcript of the gene CUNH9orf40, whose product is annotated as chromosome unknown C9orf40 homolog. The coding region runs from base 536 to 1060 and encodes 174 amino acids. The transcript has 2 exons. NCBI's taxonomy places the organism in Eukaryota, Metazoa, Chordata, Mammalia, Rodentia, Spalacidae. The record is from RefSeq and is a predicted model, not a curated record.